Ixodes scapularis (black-legged tick) is the source of this 1998-nucleotide messenger RNA. Its product is annotated as protein ANTAGONIST OF LIKE HETEROCHROMATIN PROTEIN 1-like. The record is from RefSeq and is a predicted model, not a curated record. The transcript has 4 exons. Bases 77 to 1225 code for a protein of 382 amino acids. NCBI's taxonomy places the organism in Eukaryota, Metazoa, Arthropoda, Arachnida, Ixodida, Ixodidae.
GCAUCGCAAGUCCGGCCACUCAGGAACGCUGAUUCCUUUGCUGCGAGAAUCAGAUCCGCAGUAUUUCUUUGACUACAUGAGGAUGUUGCCGUCAACCUUUGAUCGACUCCUGACCCUGGUUGAAAGCUCAAUCGAAAGGCAAGACACCAACUGGAGAGAGUGCAUUCCAGCGAAAACUCGACUGGAAAUCACGAUAAGAUUUCUCGCCAGCGGUGAUAGCCAGCGGAGCCUGUCCUAUGCAUUUAACGUGGCAAGGUCAACCAUAUCUGAAAUAAUCUCGGAGACGGCCCAGGCAAUUUGGGAAAACCUAAAGGACGAGUAUGUAAAAUGCCCAAGAACACCCGCAGAAUGGAAUGAAAUUGCCAGGGGCUUCCUACAACGUUGGAAUAUACCAAAUUGCAUUGGCAGUAUCGACGGCAAGCACGUCACAGUGGAGGCUCCGAGCAACUCGGGGUCUGAAAACUUUAAUUACAAAGGAGGAUUCAGCAAGAUCCUGCUAGCUAUGUGUGAUUCGGGCUACAAGUUUCUGUAUGUUGAUGUUGGUCGCUGCGGUGGGGAAAGUGACGGUGGCGUAUUUAGGAGGUGCCAGCUCUCUGGUGCUCUAGAAUCUAACCAGUUGGGGGUUCCCGAACCAGUUGCGCUUCCAGGAGGAAAUGUUACUCCCUAUGUCAUUCUUGGGGAUGAGGCUUUCCCUCUGAAGCCCUAUCUGAUGCGGCCAUACCCGAAGCGUUCAAUCAAAACCGAUGCAGACAAAAUAUUCAACUACAGGCUUUCUCGUGCAAGGCGCGUAAUUGAAAACGCUUUUGGUAUUCUCACAAGCCGGUGGCGCAUCCUAAGGCGGCGGUUCAAAGCGAACAAUGAAAACGUUAACAGAUAUGUCCUGGCCUCUAUAGCCCUUCACAACUUUCUCAUGACCCAGAGCGAAGAUCGAAACAAGUACUGUCCUCCCCAAUUUGUAGAUUCCGAAUCAUGGAAUGGGGACAUCCUUAACGGAGAAUGGCGAAAAGAAAGCGGCACUGAAGCAAUAUUUUCUCAAGCUUCGCAGUUGGGGUCGAACAAACCAUGCAGCGUCGCAGAACAUGUUCGCACAAGCUUCAGAGAUUAUUUUAUGGGGCCUGGAAAGGUGGACUGGCAAUUAGAGUAUAUCCAUAGAAGCACACCCAGGAGAAGUUCAGGACAAAAAACCAAAACAGCUUCACCAUCCACUUCAGCUUCAGCUGUUUAACUUUUUUGUCCCUAGCUGUGUUAUGGAUGAUGGUCUUUUCUGCAACAAGCCCUUGCACUAAAAAAAGUUUCAAGGUAAUGUGCGUACAGCUUUGUCACCCAGAACCCCCCUAAUAUGUUUUCCUUAUGUUAGAUAUUUUAUGUCAAGAUUUGAAUGGUAGUCACCGCUACAUACGUGCUUCCUAUGCUGCAUGGCAGCCAAUUCAAUAAUUGACACACAGCAUACAUAACAUGUAUGUCACGGUGACUCAUUUGAACCUCGACGUAACCAUGGCACACUCGGGGCAGUGCACUUUGUACGAAGCGGAUAGCAUGUAUAAACUUACACUGCUGUCUAAUCUGCUGGAUGGCAUUGAAUUCCUGAAACUGUUUAUUAUUCCAGGUAAAUAUUUCCCAAUGUGUCUGUAUUUCCCGUUUUAGUAUCUUGUCAACAAAAGCGCAACGUUGUCUUUGUGAUUCCUUUUUCGUAAUAACUUUAUGAUUUCCUUUCAGUUUCAGUGACUGCUGUGCAAUCAGCGUUGCAUGCACCGUUCUUCAGAACACUUCCCGAACAGGUGUAUUAAUUUUAUCUCUGUAGCCAUGAGGUUGGUCAUAUAGUCUUAGAUAUGUUAUGAUAGACGUUCAAAUUUGCAAAGUUCAAAGCUUUGGAGUUGGAAACACUGACUCAAACACAAUUUGAGGUCUUAACACUUUAUUUGUGUAGUUUGCUGCUUCUGUUUGUUAAGUGUAACCAUGCCUUCUACCUGAUUGCAUAAUAAAAAGUGUAGAUCAUAU